Messenger RNA from Vespula pensylvanica (western yellowjacket), 9030 nucleotides. Its product is annotated as microtubule-associated protein futsch-like. Gene Ontology annotation, cellular component: membrane. The coding region runs from base 262 to 8625 and encodes 2787 amino acids. The record is from RefSeq and is a predicted model, not a curated record. Gene Ontology annotation, biological process: proteolysis. NCBI's taxonomy places the organism in Eukaryota, Metazoa, Arthropoda, Insecta, Hymenoptera, Vespidae. Gene Ontology annotation, molecular function: protein binding; serine-type endopeptidase activity. The transcript has 11 exons.
CAUUUCUUUGAUAAACGUUGUUAAAAUCAUCGAACGUUUAACGCGUUGAAAAUACGCGCGAGUGUUAUAGCGAAUGAUAGAUAAUCGUUAAGAAGGAUCGAUACGAUACAAGAUCCUUGUCGUCUCGUGCAAGAGGAUCAGAAAUUGUGCUUGUCAGUGUAUACAGUGCCAUGGGGAUCUAGGAACAAACGCUAAGGAAUCCAGACGCAUGACAGAGGAAAGGGCUGGCUCGUCUUUAGAAAGCGAAAAGGCAAUCGGAAAAUGUCGGAGAUCGGUGGGGAUGAUGGUACUGGUGGUGAGAGUGGCAUGGACAAUCUAGCAUUUGCUAUUGAAGAUGAGUGCGUGAAUAGUUCAGAACACGUUGAGAACAAUGUUCAUGAACAACAAAGCAACAAACAACAAGUGAGCAUGGAACAGGACUAUAGAUCACCGGCUGAUACGAUUGGUUCGCCAACAGAGAAUGGUCAUCGCCGAUCGUUCGUUUCUCAGCAUUACGUUGAACCAGUGAGAAAUAGCCCAGAGCCACGUUACAAGUCUGAGACGAAAAUCGAGUUACCACCAUCGACUGGUGGACAAACUCCAGAUAAGAAUUCCACGAGCGAGCCGAAGCUCAACGGCGUUCAUGGAAAUGGCAACAACAACGACGCUAGCUUCCUCAACAGCAGCGCCACAAGCGUCCAGGUCAACGAUAAUGGAAAGAAGGAACAGAUCGAAGCAGUAAAUUUAGAGUUGGUUUCGAUGAGGCCCUACACAGGCAACAAUAUCCAAACGAAGGGUCAAGAAGCAUGCGAGGUACCAGCCGACCCUUAUGAGGAAUACUUCGUGCCAGUUAACGAACAUCGAAAGUAUAUUAGCAGGGGUCCCGAGGCCGAGGUUGAAACAACCGUGGCUGGAGUACGUUUUGAUUUGGGCCCGGGUGUCGGCCGUGAAGGACUCAGCCUGAGAGAUCCGGCCGCCGGACUGGUUGACUAUUCCCACUGGCUUACAGCCCUCAGGGGAGAAAAAUUGUAUGUCACCAAGGAUAAAAGAUCUAGAAGUUCAUAUUGGAGAAGAAUGGCAUGCUGGGGAUGCGGUCUCUUGGUUCUUUCAAUUGCAAUCAUAAUCGCCAUUUUAGCUGCAACUGGUGUGAUUCUCACUCAGGAAGCUACAGAACCUCUGGAUACCAUAGACCAAACUAAUUCUCGUCAAUUUGAUGGUGCUCAAUUGGCUGGAAGUCAAGAAUACAUGAAAAAUCCACCGACGAGCCCAGCUCCUGAAACUUCCAGUUUUCCACCAUGGCCUACGACAGAUGAGACAUUGUAUCAAAUUGUACCGGAUGCUCUCGAUGGUGUAUUAAAGCUAGAUGAUUUUGUAUGGGACGAACAGAUGAGUGAUGCCAAAUCUAGAGUGUACAGAGAACUUGCGUCAGAAAUAGAAGAGUAUCUUCAAAAUAUGCUUCAAUCUAAUACGAGAGACUCACCGGUAAUUAAAGUUUAUGAUAUUAAUAAGGAUUCUGAAGUAAAAUUCAGAAUAAGUCAUCCUCUAUGGGCUACACCGAAAGAAACUCAGGAAAAUAUCGAAAAAGCUGUUCGAGAAAAUGGAAAUUCGAUUGGAAGAUACCAUCUUGGUAGAUUGCAAGUAGGAGAACUCGUUGAUCAAUGCCAAGAUGGUAGUUUAGGGUGCGCAGAAACAUGCAAAUAUGAUUACUCGCAAGGACUAUUUGUUUGUUCUUGUACAUCUGGAAAAAUGUUAAACACAAAUGGAAAAGAUUGUUUGGAUGAGAACGAUUUAAGUAACAUCGAUAUGGACGAUAUGAUUCUAUCAUCGAGCACAGAAUCGAUAAAAGAUUUUGUGGGUAGAAGUCGAGGUCCAGGAAUGAUGUAUGAACCUGGAAAUCCUAAUAGUUGGGAUCACUCGGAUUUCGUUACGAAUUCUAUGAAUACUCAGUCAUCUUCCAACGCGGACGUUGAACCUACUGUGCAAUCAAUAAAUCAAGAUGAAGAAAUAUUGAAUAAAAAUAUAAAUAAUGCGCCAAAUCCGGUGGCAGAACCAACUGCCGAUCCAGAAAUUUCGAGAGCUCAUAAUUCUGAUAUUUCUAAUUGGAUGCAUGAAUAUUCUAAGCAUCCUAUAGAAGAACAUUCUGUUGAACCAGAGUCGUCUGUUGAAGCAGAACCAUCUGCUGAAUUAGAGCCAUCUAUUGAACCGAAAGCGACUGCUGAACUAGAAACGACGGCAGAACCAGAGCCGGCCUCUACGCCAGAACCAGCGGUAAAACCAGAGCCAGCCUCUACGUCAGAAUCGGCAGCUGAACCAGAACCAUCCUUAGCACCAGAACCGGCCGCUGAACCAGAGCCGUCCUCUGCGCCAGAACCGGCCGCUGAACCAGAGCCGUCCUCUGCGCCAGAACCGGCCGCUGAACCAGAACCAUCCUCAACAUCAGAACCGGCCGCUGAACCAGAACCAUCCUCGGCACCAGAACCGGCCGCUGAACCAGAGCCGUCCUCUGCGCCAGAACCGGCCGUUGAACCAGAACCAUCCUCUGCGCCAGAACCGACCGCUGAACCAGAGCCGUCCUCUGCACCAGAACCGACCGCUGAACCAGAGCCGUCCUCUGCACCAGAACCGGCCACUGAACCAGAACCAUCCUCUGCGCCAGAACCGGCCGCUGAACCAGAACCGUCCUUUGCGCCAGAACCGGCCGCUGAACCAGAGCCGUCCUUUGCGCCAGAACCGACCGCUAAACCAGAGCCGUCCUCUGCACCAGAACCAGUCACUGAACCAGAACCAACUGCUAAACCAGAGCCAGCUGCCGAACCAGAAUCUCCUAUCGAAGAAGAAUCUUCUAUCAAAGCUGAGUCAACAUCUACUACAGAACCUGAACUUCUUACAGAACUCCCACCACAACUUGAACCCUCUACAGAAUUAUCAUCACAAGCUGAACUUUCAACAGAACCAUCAUUACUAUCUGAACCUUCUACAAAACCAAUACAUGAACUUCCUGUGAUACCUGAACAUUCUUCAGAAGAAAAUACUUCAACAAAAUUCGAACCUUCUUCAGAAUUUUCUUUAGAAGAAAGACCAAUAGAAAUGACAACGCAAGAAAAUGUAAAUUUACCUUCUGAAGAAUCAAAACUUUCCAUGGAAGUAGACACAUCCACCGAAAUUCCAUUACAUUCAGUUAAUGAUGUAGAAUCUACAACAUUAAUAAUGGAACCAUCAUCAUCUAUAACACUUAUCGAAUCGAAGGAUGUAACACAACCUCCCAUAGAAACUGAUGUUGCAAUGACAACAGGAGUUGCACAAGAAUAUCCACAAUCGUCGGCUGAAGUGGAACAUUCAACGAUGCCAGAAAUCCUUGUCAAAACAAACUCGGAAAGUGAAACAACGCCAAAAACUCCUAUUGAGUUCACUGCUAAAUCAGAAUUUUCAUACGAUUCAGAAUUAAGAAAUUUCAAUACUAAUAUAAAUGCAAAUGCUGAUGAAAUAGAUAAUGACGAAUCAUUAGCCGUAAUACCUUUGCAAACGAAUAACGAAGAAUCUACAACAGAAACUUAUAGUGAACAGGCAACCAUGAUGUUGCAAGAACAUAAUUUAGAAGAAAAGGAACCACCUGUGGUAACUGAAAGUAUCACUACAUUACCGGUAACGAUGACCACCAUAAAUAAUAAAAAAGGAAUUGAAGAAACUACAUUUCCGAUUAAACAAUUCGAAGAAAAUGAAAUAACCGAAUUACCAAUAAACAGUGAUGUAGACAUUUCUGAUACCACAGUUCCAACUGUUCAAUUUGAAGAAACUACCUUAAAUAUUGAAGUAGAUCCAACGAGAACAUUAAAAUCUGACAGUGAGACUAUCAUACCUGAAAUGAUCACCAACUCUGAAACGUCUUCGGAAACACCAAAAUCUAUGUUAGAAACGAACACAGAAUCAAAUCAAGUUUUAAUGAAGAGUAUCGACUCUGCAGGAAUCGAAGUUGUAUCUAAUUUAACCGAUAAAUCAGAAGAGUCAUAUUCGAGUAAAAAUCAUUCUAUUAAAUCAUUGGAUAUACCAGAAACAAACGAGCAAGAUAUAAACGAGCCUAACGUUAUAGAGCAUGCGCCAAAAUCAAUAUUUUCAAGUUUACCUAAAGAAUUCAGUCAAAACGUAGAACCUUUGUUGGAAUCAGUGAAUAAUCAAACUGACGAGGAACACGUUAUGUUAUUGCCAAAGGAGGAAGAUAAGAAAGAUGAACAAGAUACACAUGCCAUUAUUCCUCAACUGAUUCCUGAACAGAUAACACAUUUUACAACGAAACCAGAGGAAUCAACGAUGCAUCAAGAAAAUGUCUUAAAAGUUAACGAUCAGGCUGUUGAGAAAAAGAACUUAACGAUUAACACGAUCUUAGAUCGAUCUACCGAACAUCCCGAAGAGAAUGUAGUUUCUAUCGGCGAAACGAUCGAUCAUUCUACUAAUCAUCCUUUACAUCCUGCGAUAUUCCCUGAAAGCAUCGCGAAUCAUGUCGAGAAGAUGGAUCCUAACGAGGAAAGACAUUUCGAAGAUAUGUCACCUUUCUUACCAGACGUUCAAAAGGAAAAGGAAACGUCGAAGAAAGCACCAAGAUUGGACAAGGAUGAGCAAGAUGUUCCUAAUCCUUUCGAAACUCAUGUCGAAGAUGUUAUUAUAAAUAAACCUGAAAGAAAGGAUAGCAGACAUGAACUGAUGUAUCAUGCAAAUAAAAACGAUAGUGAAAAAAAUUUGUCCGAUCUUGAUAAUUAUAAUAUCAACGUCAAAGCAGAUGACAAUGAUGUUUCGAUAAUACCUCAAGUAAUUAACGAAACUGAAAUUGAAAUGGUGAAUCCAUUACAACAAAAUGAACUUUUGAGAGAAUCCGAAGAUGAGAUAUUGAAAGAGACUUUGAACAAUACUCGGACGCUCGUGACUAAUGAUUUAUCCGAUGAUACGACGAAUAAUACUUUCGGUAUUAAAAAUGAAAAGGAUGAACAAGAUGAUGAAAUACUUAGGGUAGUACCAUUGGAUGAGCAUAAGGAAACGAAAAAUAUGGAAUACGAAUUGGAUAAAGUAGAGAGUACCACAGAAGUUGCUCAAAUUACUACCAUGAUGUUCACUAAAGAAAAUGAAAAAUCUAUAGAUGAAUUAACUGUUAAUAAUAAUAUUAUAAGUAGCUCAGAAAAACCGGAAGAGAAUGUCGUAGAAGAUCAAUACAAUGAUAUCAACGAUGAAACGUUAUCAAAGACUUUUGAUCGUAACAAUAAUGUUAAGAUUGGUUCGGCUGAAGUUACUGAUGAUAAAUCUAAAAAAUUAAUUAUAAAUAAUAUCGAUGAACAACAAGACAAUAUUAAAUCAAUAUCAGACUCUGAAGAAUCUCAAAGUACAACGGAAAAGAUAUUAUCGACGGAAACUGAAAUGCCAUCGAGCAUGUCCUCUCCUUCUUUGGAUAAACACGCUGAGGAUGCUAAAAUUACAACGCAGGUACCUGUUUUACCAAUGGAGAUACAACAGGACCUUUCUACGACCGAAUUAAUAGACAAAAUUGAAGCAACAACAAUUGCAGAUGAUAAUUCGUUGUCAGAUAAUCAUACUGAAAGUUCAAAUAUUGUUCAUGAUGAUAAAGAGAAAGAAUCUGUCACUAUGAUUCCAUCUACUAUAGCUCCAAUGUAUUCAUUGGAGACUAAAACCACUGCGCAAGUGCCAAUUUUGCCAGACGAAUUGCAAACAACUGAACAUGAAUUCUUAGUAACUACUUCUUCUGUGAGGCCAGACUUCAUCAAGGAGAUCGAUGAUACGAAACAUAAUCAUAAUAGGUCAGCAACAACUAUGAUUUCCAUAGAAUAUAUUAAUAAUAUUUCGGUAACUACAGUUAGUUCUACGAUGGCUGCAGAAGUUGAUAAUUCAACGAACGUUGUAAUAGAAACAGAUAACACAAAUUUGACUGAAACGAUACCCACUGAACAUGAUAAUAUUCAACAUACUGUUCUAAAUGAGGAACCAAAUAAAUUGAUGAACUUGAUGACUACUCUUGAAAAUACAACGAACUAUCCGAAGCAAGAAACAGCUUUCUCCAACGAAGAUUAUGUUGCAAUAGCAACGGAAAUCAGUAGUACUAAAGUAUCAGAUCCAAUUACUACCAGCGAGGACAUAAGACCAGUUACUGAAGAGAUUCUAGAUGAUACCAGACCGUACAAUUUUGAUUUUAGAUCAUUAUUCUCAACAACGACUAUGAGAGAUGUCAUUCUCAAUGAAGAUUCGAAAGAAUUGUCUGAAGAAGAACUGAAAGUAAUACCGUUAGAAAAAAGUCAAGAGAUCAAGAAAAAAUCUACUGAGAAAAAGAAUCCAGAUAAAUACAAAUACAAAAAAGAGAAGGAGCUCAAUCUAGAGAAUCAAAGAAUAGAAAAUGUUACAACCGAGAUCAACGAUCCAACAAUUUUGAUAUCUACUGAGAUUCCAAAGAUUCUCGUCGAAUCAAAUGAAAAUAUUACCACAGAAAACAUACCUAAUAGUAGUACAGAUUCAAUUAUAUCAAAAUUCAUUUUAGCUGAUACAGAAGGUAACAUUGUGCCUAUACCGAAAUUGAAUAUCGUUGAGAUCACAUCUAGAUCAAAUCAAUCUGAAUUGGAAGACGACAAACAAGCUCAUGAAAAAAAUACAACUAUAGUUAGUCUAAUAAAAAAUAACACAGAAGUGGAAGCAAAUAAUAAAUAUCCUAACUAUAUACCCGUAUCUGAAGAGAUUAUAGAAUCUAAUCCAGUUACAGAGCCUUUCAUACUCAUUCGAAAUUAUACUUUGCAUCAAACAACUCCAUUGAUCCCAAUCUUUGAAGUUGAACAAGCAACGAUUCAAAGUAAUAUUCCAAUCGAGCAUGACGAUGUUUUGAACAAUUCAAACGAAACUCUACAGAGUAACGUCCAAAAAGUUGAUAAUUUAACAGCCAGCACGCUGAACCUUUUGUCAUUGAAUACCAUGAGCUAUUCGAAAUGUAGUACAGGCCAGUUUCAAUGUACCAAUGGCACAUCUAGAUCUGGUGCUUAUUGCGUCAGUUUAUCCGCAAAAUGUGACUCAGAAAAGGAUUGUUCUGAUGGUUCUGAUGAACUCAAUUGUCAGGAAGAGGGAUGUCCUGGAAACUUUCAAUGUGCCAAUCGUCAAUGUCUUAAGAGGCAUCUUGUGUGUAAUGGAAUUGUAGAUUGCGAUGAUGGUAGCGACGAACAGAAUUGUCAAGAUUGGAAGUGUAUCUUUGAUGAACACCGUUGUACCAAUGGACGAUGUAUACCACUGUUAUGGCUAUGCGAUGGAAGACCGGAUUGCGAAAAUCAUCAGGACGAGUUUAACUGUGCUGAAAGUUGCGGCAACGACGAAUACUUAUGUCCUAUGGAUAAACGAUGUAUUCCACAAACUUGGCGUUGCAAUGGAUCACCCGAUUGCGCUAAUGGAGAAGACGAAAAACUUUGCGAUUGCUCAUUAAAUCAAUUCAAAUGCCAUACCGGUGGAUGUGUAUCGAAGGAAGAAAUUUGCGAUGGUAUCGAACAUUGUCCUGAUCGUUCCGACGAGUGGGAUUGCUUUUCUAACUACUCGUUCGAUCAAAAAAAUCACACUGAAAUUAAUCAGGAAGAAAACCAAGAGGAUAAAUCGACGAAUCAGCUGAACCAUCGAGAUUCUCUCUUAAAAAUAAGGCAUUCCGAUGAAGAAUAUCGACUGGUAUGUUCGGAUGGUUGGAGCAAAGAAUUCAGCGAUUCAUACUGUCGUUCUCUUGGUUAUGCUUCAUCCCAGACAACCGAUUUUAAAGCAUGGGAUAGAAAUCAUCAAAUAGUAAGACUGAAAACUAAUCCAAAUCAUCGCACCUCACUAGUCAGUAAUCUUCAACGCGUGGAGUUUUGUGUCUCAGAAAAAAUCGUUGAAGUUACGUGCGAAGAAUUUUCUUGCGAUACGCAUCAUGUUGAUAGAACUAUUGCAAGAUCAGAAGGUGAAACUACAGAUAGUCUUAUACAAUGGCCAUCCGUAGUGAUUUUGAAAGAAGAGGAACAUGGUAUAACUUGCACAGCUAGCAUAUUAGGACCUAUGCAUGCCUUGACCAGUUACUCUUGCGUUUACAAAUACAGACAAAGCGACGGAUGGAAAUUGUUCACGGAUGAAAGUUUGUUUAGAAGUAAUCCUGUCAAGACUAUCAUUCCAUACACACAAGUGAAAUAUAAUCAAUUCUUCUACGACAACGAUAUCGCUUUGAUCGAACUCAAAGAACCUUUGAUUUUCUCGAAAAAUGUUUCUGCCGUUUGCUUACCGACUUAUCCUAUCCAACCAAACGAUGUCUGUGUUAGUGUAGGAUGGAGAUUCCCAGUUAAUGGAGAACUGGAUUUACAACAAUAUAAUGAAUUCUUGCCAAUGCCAAUGUAUGAUUCCAAUGAAUGCAAUACUACUAGCCAUUAUGCAGGAUUUAUAACAAAAUAUAACAUAUGUGUUGGCUUGUCCAAUAUAGACAAAGAACUUUGUUAUAAUGAUGAAGGAGCACCUCUAAUGUGUGAGAGCGAAUCAGGAAGUUGGAAAAUUCAAGGUUUACUCAGUCACCAUAAUAAAUGUUCAAGAGGACAUCCUGCAAUUUACUCUAGUUUGGAGCCUGCUUUAGAUUGGUUACGACAUUUGGUUCCUGCUUUACAAACAUAAAUUUAAACAACUUGUAAGAUACGGAUACUUUGGAAGUAUACAAGUAAUUCGAAGUUAAAAUGACGAUCGUAUACUGAUCAAUAUUGAAAAAGAAAAAAAAAAACAAUUGCUCUGAUUUCUUCGAGUAUUUGCAUACAAAACGCUUACACAAAAGUACUUACUCUUCAAAAAUUCUCAGCAUACGAAUAUUUUUUUUUUUUCUUUAUUGGAACUUUUUUGUUGUUCUUUUAUGAAUCAUGUUCCUAUUUAUACUACAAAGUAUGCUCUUAGUAUCAGAUGGCCAUGAAAUAAUUUCUUUUACAAUCGAAAGCACAAACAUGCAACAUCUACACUAAAAAUUAACAUCAGUGAUUAUAUAAAUUCAUACAUACAUACAUUAUAUAUAUAUAUAUAUAUAUAUAUAUA